AUGGCAAUCUCAUUAUUUCAGGUAGCCAUAGUAAAACGAAGUUUAUUUUCUACAAAGAUAUCUUGUGGAGGAGCUUUGAUUCAUCAAAAAUGGGUAUUAACAGCUGCUCAUUGUGUUUAUCGAUCUCCUGCAUCGUCACUCAGAAUUCGUGUAGGUGAAUAUGACACUAAAUCUCGUUCUAAAGAUUAUCCCCCCGAAGAUUAUGGCGUGAAAAGGAAAAUCGUAAACGAAGAAUAUGAGGCAUUAAGCUAUAAAAAUGACAUUGCGCUUUUGGAAUUAUCUCAUCCUGUUGCAUUUAGAAAACAUAUAAUUCCAGUUUGUUUGCCAAAAUUUGAGGAUAAUUACACGGGAGAAAUGGCUACCGUCACCGGUUGGGGUCGGACAGAUUUCAAAAAGAAACUAAUACCGAAUGUUCUUCAGAAAGUUAAAGUUGAGGUGCUGGAUAGUGAAGAGUGCCAAAAAUGGCUAGAAAAAGCGGGUAGAAAAGAGACUGUCUUCAACACUAUGGUUUGUGCAGGAUACAAAGAUGGAGGAAAAGAUUCUUGUCAGUUUCUCGGAUGGCAAUUGCUGUGUUGUUGUGGAUUUGUUUUUACUUUAACCAUGGAAGAUGAAAAUUGUGGCAAACGUAACAUUUCUGACGAAGAAUUAGAUUUUAAAAUCGUAGGAGGACUACCGGCACGUCCAGGAGAAUGGCCUUGGCAGGUUUCUGUGCAGUUAACACAUCCUCAAUAUGGUAAAAUAGGACAUUGGUGUGGUGGAGUUCUGGUUGAUAAGAGGUGGGUGCUGACAGCAGCACAUUGCAUAAUCAACAGCCUUUUCGCUUUGCCUCAACCUGUAUUUUGGAAAAUAAGAUUAGGAGAUUAUCAUCUCAAGAAAACCGAGGGAACAGAGUCUACUAUUGCCGUAUCGGAUGUAUAUUAUAAUCGUUGGUAUUUAGGCUAUCAGAAUGAUUUAGCAUUAAUGAGGCUUUCUGAACCUGCGAAAAUUGAUUAUUACGUGCGACCUAUUUGUCUUCCCACUUCCGAGGAUGGAUUCGAAGACAUGACAUGCACCGCAACAGGAUGGGGAAAAGCCGAUUUCAAUAAAACAGGAUCGAGUAUCCUGCAGAAAGUAUCAGUCAAAGUUAUGGAAAAUUCUAUUUGUUUAAAUGCCUAUAUGAAGAAUUUCAAUAUUUCCAUUCUGCCUUCUCAUCUGUGUGCUGGAGACCUGGCUGGUGGCAAAGGAACAUGCUUGGGUGAUUCUGGAGGACCGUUGCAAUGUUUAAUAAAGGACAAAUGGUAUUUAGCGGGCUUGACAUCUUUUGGAUCAGGAUGUGCCAAACCGGGAUUUCCUGAUGUCUACACGAAAGUAACUUAUUUCGUCGAUUGGAUCAAGCAUAUUCAACAUACGCACAUUGCCAGAUUUUAAAAUCACGAAUGACAUUUCAAAAUAAAUUCUACCAUACUGUUAAAUUCAAAUCAAACGAAUUAAAAUUUCUAAAACUCUAGAAAAAACCUAAAUCAAAAUUAUAAUUUUUCAUUUGCAAUAAAC
Molecule: messenger RNA, 1530 nt
Organism: Centruroides sculpturatus (bark scorpion)
Lineage: Eukaryota; Metazoa; Arthropoda; Arachnida; Scorpiones; Buthidae
Product: plasminogen-like
Exons: 9
Coding region: 1-1407 (468 amino acids)
Biological process (GO): proteolysis
Molecular function (GO): serine-type endopeptidase activity
Source: RefSeq, a predicted model, not a curated record